CAUUUGGUCAAGUCAGAUGUCAAGUAUUAUUUGAAACAAACUUUCAAAGUUGAUUGUUGAAAAGUUCCAACUAUUUUUUAUCAAAAAUAUAGAAACUAAAUAAUAAAUAUAUAUUUAAAAGAAUUAUAGACAGCCUGAUAUGCCUCCAAAACUGAAAUUCAGUGAAGGUGAAAAGGUUUUAUGCUUUCAUGGUCCCCUCAUAUAUGAAGCCAAAUGUUUGAAAUCAACAUUAACCAAAGAAAAGCAAGUCAAGUAUUUCAUACAUUAUGCUGGCUGGAAUAAAAACUGGGACGAAUGGGUUCCUGAAAGCAGAGUCCUGAAAUACAAUGAAGCAAAUGUUGCCAGACAAAAAGAGGUACAGAAGGCACACUCUGCUCAACCUGGCAAAGCCAAGAAGACUGUAAAGAAAAUCAAUGCCAAAACUGAAUCUGUCAAAGAUGGAGACUCCAGAGCUAGUACUCCAGUAGCUGAAGUAGCAAAACCUUUGAAAAAGAAGGAAAUCAGCACACCCUCUAGUGGUCAAGACUCAAGUUCUGAUGUUCCUAAAAAAAAGAGAGGCCGCUUGGAUCCAACAGUAGAGCCUGAAGAUCAAUUCUUAUGCAAAGUUGAAAUUAAAGUUAAAAUUCCUGAUGAAUUGAAGCCCUGGUUGGUUGAUGACUGGGAUGUUAUCACUAGGCAGAGGAAAUUACUCAAUUUGCCAGCUAAAACAACAGUUGAACAAAUUUUAGAUAAUUAUUUAGCUUAUAAGAAAUCUAUUAAGUCUAACAACUCCAGUAAAGAAUCAGCAACUAUAGAAAUAAUUAAAGGAAUCAAAGAAUAUUUCAGUGUGAUGCUGGGCACCCAAUUAUUGUACAAAUUUGAAAGACCCCAGUAUGCUGAAAUCCUCCAAAGCUACCCAGACAAACCACUAUCAGAAAUCUAUGGUGCAAUCCAUCUUUUGAGGUUAUUUGUGAAACUUGGACCUAUGCUAGCCUAUACACCUUUAGAUGAAAGAAGCAUUCAGCUUUUGUUACAAAAUGUUCAAGAUUUUCUCAAAUAUCUUGUUAAAAACAGUGCACAGUUGUUCAAUUUGCAGGACUAUGAAAAUGCUACCCCUGAAUAUCACAGAAAAGCUCUGUGAUGUAAGGAGACACAAGUGGGGCAUUUGUGACUGAUUUUUCAUAGUGUUAGUUGUUUAAAUUAAUUUUAUCAUUAGUGUUUUUAUAUUUGAGAUAUUUUGUUGAUUGCAUUAUAUGUAUAGUUGAGGUUUGUCACUAGGACUAUCACCCCCAUUGGAAAAGUUUUACAAUAUAUUUAUCUCCCAAUUCAUAAUAAUAUAUUUUUUGAUUUC
Phaedon cochleariae (mustard beetle) is the source of this 1330-nucleotide messenger RNA. Lineage: Eukaryota; Metazoa; Arthropoda; Insecta; Coleoptera; Chrysomelidae. The record is from the annotation of a GenBank genome assembly.